CCGUUACUACCUUACCUUACCCCUCCCCGCCCAUGACGCCCUCCCAUAAAUACAGGACGACUGUCUCGUUUUUCUUUUGAUUUCCUUUUUCCUUUUCCUUUCUCUUCAUUCUAAUCCAUUCCAUUCCAUCUCUCUCACUUCUCUUGUCAUCACCUCAAUCUUCCAUCUUCCAUCUAUCUUCACACUCUCCCAAUCACCCCAUCUACACACAACCCCCCCUCACCACCAUGCCUAUCCCUGUCCCCAAAGCCGAAUCCCUCAAGGAUCUCUUCAGCCUCAAGGGCAAGGUGGUCGUCGUGACGGGAGCCUCGGGCCCCAAGGGCAUGGGCAUCGAGGCCGCGCGCGGCUGUGCCGAGAUGGGCGCCGACCUGGCCAUCACGUAUGCGUCGCGGGCCGCCGGCGGCGAGAAGAACGCACGCGAGCUGGCCGAGACGUACGGCGUCAAGGUCAAGGCGUACAAGCUGGACAUUGGCGACUAUGCUAGCGUGACCAAGCUGGUCGACGACGUGAUCAAGGAGUUUGGCAAGAUCGAUGCCUUUAUUGCGAAUGCGGGCCGGACGGCGGAUUCCGGUAUCCUUGAGGGUUCGGUUGAGAAGUGGAUGGAGGUCAUCCAGACGGAUCUUAAUGGCACCUUCCAUUGUGCCAAGGCGGUCGGACAGCACUUCAAGGAGCGCGGCACGGGUUCCUUCGUCAUCACGGCGUCGAUGUCUGGUCACAUCGCCAACUUCCCGCAAGAGCAGACCUCGUACAAUGUUGCCAAGGCUGGCUGCAUCCACAUGGCGCGGUCGUUGGCUAACGAGUGGCGCGACUUUGCCCGUGUCAACUCCAUCUCGCCGGGUUACAUCGACACCGGGCUGUCGGAUUUCGUCGACCCCAAGACGCAGGCGUUGUGGAAGAGCAUGAUCCCGAUGGGGCGUGAUGGUGAGGCCAAGGAGCUGAAGGGGGCUUAUGUGUAUUUGGUUUCUGAUGCCAGCACAUACACGACCGGGGCAGACAUCGUAAUCGACGGAGGUUACUGUGUCCGGUAAGGGGUUAUGGUGUAGGAUGCG
This is a messenger RNA of Amorphotheca resinae ATCC 22711, 1049 nucleotides long. RefSeq lists its product as hypothetical. Gene Ontology annotation, cellular component: intracellular anatomical structure. Gene Ontology annotation, molecular function: oxidoreductase activity, acting on NAD(P)H, oxygen as acceptor. The record is from RefSeq and is a predicted model, not a curated record. Bases 228 to 1028 code for a protein of 266 amino acids. The transcript is spliced from 3 exons. Lineage: Eukaryota; Fungi; Ascomycota; Leotiomycetes; Helotiales; Amorphothecaceae.